AUACUUAAAAAAUGAGUAUAUACAACAAAAGAAAACAACUUGUAAGAUACAGUAUUAAAAAUGAUUCAAUAGUUCGUGAAAUACUUUGAACUCAAAAAUAUAUUUUCAAAAUAUUUUUGAAAAGUGUGCGCAUUACUUUUGAUUGCGGAGUAUUUAGAAUCAAUCAGAACAGGCGUGCGCAAUAUGAACGAAACUAGUUAUCUAGUAAUGUUGCACCCAAUGAACAAAACGUAACAAGCGCUAUGAAUCUUGAAAUCCUGUAGCAAUGUAGGGUUCUAAUUUCGGCAACUUCAGAUAAAAUAAAUGCUGUCACAACGUACAAUGAAAGCAGUUACGCACUGUUUCGAAAUUGAAACGAAACAUGUGUGAACAUUAAGAAUUAUCCUUAAAGCUUGUUUUAUUUUUCUUAAUUAAAGGAAAAUACCCGAAGUGUUACACUUUCCCGGUGAUGUAAAACACCGUAAAAACGUUUACCGUGCUAUGACAUUUAUUAAUUAAUACUGUUUGUAUAACAGUAAUAAGAUAGUGCAGCCUGGAACAAUAGGAAAAAUACUUUUAGUGUCGAAGUAUUAUAAAUGGCCCUAUUAUUCACAAGCAUGUGGGACUCUACAAUGUUUUUAAGCACCUUAACCCCAAAAUUUUAUGUUGCCCUUACUGGAACAUCAUCUUUAAUUUCUGGAUUGAUUCUUAUUUUUGAAUGGUGGUAUUUUAGAAAAUACGGCACCUCCUUUAUCGAACAAGUAUCAUUAAAUCACAUUUCUCCAUGGAUCGGGGGAGGCGACAGUGGGUCAGAUGGGAAUAAUUCAAAUUUGAAUGGUUCCAAUUCGAAUCAACAAAAUGUUCCAGAGUGUAAAGUUUGGCGUAAUCCAAUAAAUUUAUUUAGAGGGGCUGAAUAUCAAAGAUUCUAUUGGGCUACAAAUAAAGAACCAUUAACGUAUUAUGAUAUGAAUUUAUCUGCUCAAGAUCAUCAAACAUUCUUUACCUGUGAAGGUGAUACAGGUAAAGCUGAAUAUGAAAUAAUGCAAACAGCUUGGAGAGAACGUAAUCCAGUAGUGCGAAUUAAAGCUGCGCAUAGUGCUCUUGAACGUAAUCCUGAUUGUGCUCCUGCAUACAUAUUACUAGCAGAGGAAGAGGCUACUACUAUUGUAGAGGCAGAAAAAAUUUUAAAGCAGGCUUUAAAAGUAGCAGAAAAUAAUUAUAGGAAGUCUCAGAGUACUCAACAUCAAGGAUCGAUCGCAGAAGCUAUACAUAGAAGAGAUACAAAUGUAUUAAUUUACAUUAAGCGAAGAUUAGCUAUGUGUGCAAGAAAAUUAGGAAAAUUAAAAGAAGCUGUAAAAAUGUUUAGGGAUUUAACGAAAGAAGUACCACCAAUUAUGAAUGUACUAAAUAUUCAUGAAAAUUUAAUUGAAGCUUUAUUAGAGAUGCAAGCAUAUGCAGAUGUACAGGCAGUAUUAGCAAAGUACGACGACAUAAGUUUACCAAAAUCAGCAACUAUUUGUUAUACAGCAGCACUGUUAAAAGCACGAGUAGUUGCUGAUAAAUUUUCGACGGAUAUUGCUAGCAAAAGGGGUUUAACAACUCCAGAAAUGAUAGCUGUUGAAGCUAUUCAUAGAGCUGUGGAAUUUAAUCCUCAUGUACCUAAAUAUUUAUUAGAAAUGAAACCUUUAAUUUUACCUCCUGAACACGUUCUAAAACGAGGCGAUUCAGAGGCAAUUGCUUAUGCAUUCUUCCAUCUUGCUCAUUGGAAACAAAUGGAGGGUGCUCUUAAUUUAUUACAUUGCACUUGGGAAGGUACAUUCAGAAUGUUACCUUAUCCUUUAGAAAGAGGACAUUUAUUUUAUCCAUAUCCAACUUGUACAGAAUGCGCAGAUCGCGAAUUGCUACCUUCGUUCCACGAUGUAAGCGUAUAUCCGAAAAAAGAAUUGCCCUUUUUUAUUUUAUUUACAGCCGGUCUAUGCUCCUUUACAGCACUCUUAGCACUUUUAACGCAUCAAUACCCUGACACUAUGGGUGUAGUUGCGCGAUCAAUGCUUGCCUGGUUUUCUCAUCCAUUUUAUUACAUUUUAGACAAGUUAGAAGCAAUAUUACCUUCUAAUUUAUUACAACAGCUCUCUAGAAUAUAAGACAUUUGUAUGAUCUCUGUAAUCAUGACUUAUUGUGAUAUUUAUGAUACUUAUGCUUUCAUUGUCAUAUACAUCAAUUAUAUAUUUACAUCCGUACUUCCCGAAUUUCUUAUGACUGAUAUCGUAAUACAUGUGUAUUUACAGAAUUAACUAUUUACUUAACGUUGUUAGUUAAAAACCUCAUAUAACGAUCAAUGUACAAUCAAUAAAAAUUUGAAUAUCUUUGAAUCCUGUUUUCUAUUUCUUCGCGUGUAGUCUGGAUUAAAAUUCUUAUCUAGGAUUUUUGGGUAUAUCAAUCAAUGUUAGACUUGAUUAAAUUUCAUAUUUAUUUAAUAAUUGAUAUUAUCAAUAGCUCAUAAUUGCUAGCGAAAGAACAAGGCAAAUCAGAGAUGUUAAUGUUUAAAAUUGUACAGAAGACUGAAAUUUGUCGUAUGAAAUUAAUGACAGAACACUUACAAUGGCGUGUAAAAAACGGUAAAAUUGCACUAAACGUUUAACAAAACAAAUUAGCACGAUGAUAUUACGUAAACAUACAAUAUUAAAAUGCAGUGUAUUGAGCGUUAUGCAAUAUCAAUUAUUCCAUGAUCUCUGAUCCGCCUUUCUAUCAUGAGACGGUUACGACAGAAGAAAGAGUUAAGACACUUGGAAGUCAGAGAGCCCAAAUUUCAUACGUGGGCUGGCUCACUGCGACUUUGAUUUUGCUUCAAACAUUCAUUCUCAAUUAAUCUUAACCGAUAAUUGAUAAAAUUUGUCACUUUAUAUACAAUACUCCUUUACUUUAUAAUUUACUUACUUAAAACAAACAUAUUAUUAACGCGGAAAUACUAUUAAAUAACUAUCCUCACACAACUAAGAUAUUUCGCAUUAUGACUAUUGAUGUAUGUAUGUAAUAAGAACAUGUAAAAACUUUCAAAUGUGAUCCUUAAAUCUUACUAUAUAGUUACUCUUAAUUAUUAUAAUUAAACGUAUUUAUAGUAAUAGUAAUCUAUAAAGUAGGAAAUAUUUUUGAGUAUUCGUCUUCUGCUAAUAUCUGAGCUUGCAUACACGCUUCUUUCACUCGAAGAUUUCAUGCGAACCUUAAAUACCAUGUAAUUCCUUCAUAUUAUCAUGGUGGGAUUAUUUAUUGCCGAAAAUUAACUAUGAAAGGAAUUCGACCAAAGUUUAUGCAAUAUAUUUAUGUACAAAUUAUAGAUUGUCCUUUUUUUUUU
Molecule: messenger RNA, 3331 nt
Organism: Megachile rotundata (alfalfa leafcutting bee)
Lineage: Eukaryota; Metazoa; Arthropoda; Insecta; Hymenoptera; Megachilidae
Product: protein ST7 homolog
Molecular function (GO): protein binding
Source: RefSeq, a predicted model, not a curated record